GCGUUCAAUUAUAAAGUCAGCAUAGAUAUGCACUGCUGUUUUUCCACGGAGGCAAGGGAAAAAAGGCGUAUCAAUAAGGAAAUUGACAAACAGUUGAGCCUGGAGAUGAAGGGGUAUAAACGUGAGCUUGCUGUUGGGGGCGGGCGAUUCCGGAAAGUCCACAUUCAUCAAACAGAUGCGUAUUAUCCACGGCAGCGGUUACUCAGAGAGGACAAGCGUGGGUACAUCAAGCUGGUUUUUCAGAACAUAUUCAUGGCCAUGCAGUCAAUGAUCAAGGCCAUGGAUAUGCUGAAGAUUUCCUAUGGUCAGGGAGAACAUAGUGAAAUGGCCGAUCUGGUUAUGAGCAUCGAUUACGAGACCGUUACCACGUUCGAGGAUCCAUACUUGAAUGCCAUCAAAACGCUUUGGGACGAUGCUGGCAUCCAUGCUCGUCGUAGGGAAUUUCCGCUGCCUGAUAGUGAACAACUGGAUAGUGAAUUGUGA
This is a messenger RNA of Drosophila erecta, 483 nucleotides long. RefSeq names its product G protein alpha q subunit. Gene Ontology annotation, cellular component: heterotrimeric G-protein complex. The transcript has 3 exons. Bases 28 to 483 code for a protein of 151 amino acids. Gene Ontology annotation, biological process: adenylate cyclase-modulating G protein-coupled receptor signaling pathway. The record is from RefSeq and is a predicted model, not a curated record. NCBI's taxonomy places the organism in Eukaryota, Metazoa, Arthropoda, Insecta, Diptera, Drosophilidae. Gene Ontology annotation, molecular function: G protein-coupled receptor binding; guanyl nucleotide binding; GTPase activity.